AUGUCGGUGCUGUUCACCGAUAACCCAGGGACAAGUCUCGGCCAGGUGUCGAACCUGUCGACGGAACAGUUUGACUUGGAGGAGAGCCCUUCUUGGGUCGACGACCUUUUCCCCAACGCCACCUUCAUCGACUCGCCAACUCACGUCGUUAUUCGCGGCUUUUGCCGCAACUGUUUGGUCGCGAGGAUACCAGUUUUAGGGUGGGUAGAAGUCGUGAAUCACUCACGGAGGCAACAAAUCGAAGCAUUUUCAUGAAUAUCUGACUAGGAGCUUUUUUUUACUGUCAGCGUUUAGCGAUUUUCGAUGAGUUUCGCUGGAAAUUUGUCCGCGAAAUCCCUGUAAUGCCGUGUUCUACCGCGAAAUCAGAAUUAUCUGUCACUUUCCAAAGUUUUUCAUUUUAUUUCUCUGAAGGCUCGUGAAAGCAAUUUCAACACGGCAUGAUCAUUCAGAACUAGCUAUCGAUUGAAUGAAAAUUUCAAAUUAAUCGAAAAAAAGCUAAGUUUUUGCAGAGUACGAUACUGGGACAUGGCGAUAUUAGUGCCGAACGUGCUGUUCAUGGUUUUCCUACUGUGUAAAUGUGCGGCAGUCGUCCGGAAACUCAGAUCCGGAAACUCACCAGUAUUUCGCGCUUUUUUCCUCCUCGUCUACCUGACUACCCUCGUCAACAUUGCCAGAUGCACGCUGAGCAUUGUCAUCAGCGUCACAAAUCCCUUGGAGGAGAUUGUCGAUCGGGUUCGCCUUUCACCUCGUUUCGACCUUGGCUUGUUUAAAACGGUUGAGGACAGUGAGAUAUUGAAAGUUUGAAACAAAAAAACCGGAGCAUAUUUGCGCCUGUUCAGAACUUGAAAUCAUGAAAUCGCGACCGACGUCCAACAGGGUCAUCGCCGUAUGCUUGAAAUCAAAACGUCAGAAUGUGUCAAUAUUUUCCCACUUACUGUCCAAAACUUUGAAAUCACAAUUGGAAAAAAAAGAACGAUUUUUAUGAGUUGAGCUGCUUUUUCUUAUUAAUACCUCGAUUCCAGGCGCUUUGGAUCGGUCUGAAGUACUUUUACCUGACCGCGGAACUCUCGGUUCUAUCGUUUGCUCUGCUUUUCGGCCAUCUGGACAGUGGAACGAGCAUCCGGCGAGCCUUGCUUGCCACCGUCCUCUUCAGCUCCAUUCACACAGCUAUUCAGCUUUUCAUCGAACUCCGACUCUUCGACAAGGUAGUUAGAGGCGGUUGGCACUGUGUACUAUGUCAGGGUUGCACGGAAGAGAAGACCAUUUUGGAAAGAGCAAGAUAAAAGAGGAAAAAAAAUUUUUUUUGCUGAAUCAAAGAGAAAUGUUUUGCGUUAAGCUUCAUUUCGAGAUUUUUCAACGUUUCGUUUCAAAACGGCGUUCAAGCCUUAUUUGAAAGAAACUAAAUUGAAUUUUCUUUCAUAAGUUUUCCAUUAAAAUGGUCAGAAGAAAAAUUAAUUCAUACGGAAAUAGAUAAGCGGAACGGCUUUUUGAACAAAAAAAUCAAUUACUUUUUUUAAAACCCACUUAAACAAUUUUCUUUUUUUCUAUUUUUUUCUAUUUUUCCAGUCGUGGUUUGAUAAUGCCUUCUUCGACGUCCACUCAGAGGGUGGCCUCGUCUUUUGGAUGCUCUCAUCGGCUACCACAGCUUUGGUUAGCUCUCAUAGGGACCGCCCCAUCUGAUUACGUAUAUUACAGGUGUAUAUAUUCGUUUUGUGUCUUCCCCUGACGUGCAUCCGUAAAUACGUCAUAUUGCCAAGUUUGUGUUCCAUAAUUCUCACGUUAUAAAAAAAGAAUGUUUUAGUUUUGAAAAAUUCAAGGUGAUAAACAGGUUUCCUUUUCAACAAGUUUCAUUUUCAAGACCUGUUGGCUGUUAUUUUUCAACAGUGUAUUGAACUCGCUAUUUCUGAGACUCGUUAAAUUUACAGGCAAGGCUUCGUUUUACGUGUACUGCUUACUCCUCAGCCUGCUCAACAUUACUCAGACUAUUGGCGCCAUUUUGCUGUUCUUCAAAUCUAUCGAUGGGUUGUGGUUCGUUUUUUUUUCGCCUAUUUGGAGUUUUGUUUCCAUCUCUAAUUUAUUGACAAGAAUGCUCAUUUCAUUUUGUGGUUGGAAAUUUCUAGAAAGUUGAGAAAGAAAAAAUUUUUGAAAUUGUUGAACGGCGUCAUUCUAUUUCGAUCUCACAUGACUUCAUUUUGCAGUUUGGUCGACUUUUCCACAUACGCAUACUUUUGCUUUUACACACCAUUCGUCUACUUUACGUUCCUACGUCGGUCACUCAAGUGGGCAUUUGGAUUGCUUUCGAUUCCCAUCAAGUCAUCAUUUAGGAAUCCGCCAAAUCACUCGACUGGCAGCAUGUUCAUGUACCGUAAGCAGAAAGACGAGAAUGGCUCUGGCGAUCUGCCAGAUUCCUACUUCCCACGCUUUUCCGGUUAGUUUUUUUCUUCUUCGUAGUUUUUCUCCGGUCUCUUGAGCCAAGUUAAAUACUUUUUCAGGUCUGACUUCACCAUCCUACGACGAUUUGUUUGAUUACGACCGCGAUGCGCGCUUCAUGCACUAUGACAUCACUACUGGGGAAUACCUGCCGGUGAGUUUAUUUUUGAGAUCUUCAUUCAUCCUAAAAUAUUAUGAUGACUCUAACUUUCCCGAUUAUUUUAGCAAUUCUUCCGAAUUGUAAAAAUUGAGUACUUUUCAGAACCCCUACGCGACGCCGUUGAUCAUGUCGUCGGUGGAGAAGGCGGAGAGCACGGUGACGACCCGAACAGGCUCCGACGAGCAGCUCGGCGGAUCGCGCCAUCGCGACUCGGUCCUGUUUGACGGCUCCACCGUCCCACGACAUCUCAAAGGCCUUGGCGCCAACGGCUCGCUUGUCUUCGAGGAGCAGCCCCGCUGGUAUCUUUGA
Molecule: messenger RNA, 2899 nt
Organism: Caenorhabditis auriculariae
Lineage: Eukaryota; Metazoa; Nematoda; Chromadorea; Rhabditida; Rhabditidae
Source: the annotation of a GenBank genome assembly